This is a messenger RNA of Phytophthora nicotianae INRA-310, 678 nucleotides long. RefSeq lists its product as hypothetical. The transcript is spliced from 2 exons. NCBI's taxonomy places the organism in Eukaryota, Oomycota, Peronosporomycetes, Peronosporales, Peronosporaceae. The record is from RefSeq and is a predicted model, not a curated record. Bases 1 to 678 code for a protein of 225 amino acids.
AUGUUCUAUGGAUAUUUCUUCAAUCGAUUUCAGCGAGACAAGAACUACCGAGGUUUCGCCAUCAUCACAGCAUCUUUCUCUAACGACUCGGAGCUGAAGAAUGUCGUAGCGUUCAAAGACGGCAAAAAGAUUGCGAAUUUCUCGGAACUCAUUCCGUACGCAUUUCUGGAGUGGCUGUCAGCAACCGUUGGGCCUGAAGUCUUCAUCUAUAUGAGAAAACUCGUGUGGAAGAAACGACUUCUCGUGUUCCAUACGAAAGACGUUUCAAUGCAUCCUGUUAGCGGACAAGCCAUAGUGAUCAUCCUUGACAAGCUCGAGUUACUGGAGAAAGCGCUGAAGAGUCCGAGGAGUGUUCGGCUAAUAUUUGUCGUACCGACGUCUGAUGAAUACAAGCGGGAGCACAAACAAUUGAUUCAAUGGGACUCACUGUCAAAUGCUCAGUCGGUGGAUAUCAUCCCAGGUGUUGGGCGGAUGGAGACAAAUCAGUUGAAGACAAUUGACGUGGAGACUGUAAAGGAUUUACGCACAGCCGUCGAUGGACCAAGUGCACAACAGCGGAGCUUCUUCAGUGCUGGAGCACUGAAUCAGUACUCAAUGAUCCUCAAGGGAUUUGAUGAGCACCAGGAGUCUGUGGAAACGAUGCUGGCGAAGAUUCCUCAGUAUGUGUGGAAGAUGUAG